AUGCCAAAUGAUCAUAUCUCCACUGAACCUGUACCUGAUAUACACCCGAGAAACUUAGCAGAUGGUAUCGCAGGCAUUGAACACAAUGAUUGGAAGGAAGACACGAGUUUACCCGUGAAUGCACUACAUGAUUCUCGUGAUGCCUUUCCUUCAUGGAACAACGACGACUGUCCCAUUACACAGGCUGAGAUAUACCAUAUCUUUGAGAAGCUACGCGACAAAUUUGGUUUCCAAUGCUCCAGCAUGGAGAAUAUGUUUGACCACUUGAUGAUACAACUUGAUUCUAGGGCGUCUAGGUUCCAUCCUCUCCAUGCCUUGACAUCGUUACAUGCCUCAUACAUCGGUGGUGAGAACUCCAACUAUAAAAAAUGGUUCUUUGCAGCACGGCUCAAUUUAGAUGAAGAGGUUGGCUUCUCGAACAUGAAGUUAUACGGCCUGGCACACAGACGCAACAAAAAGAUAGCCAAAAGGAAGAAUGUGGAUAUCAAGGAGGCUCGUAAAAGGGCAAAGGUACUGCAGGAUGAAUUUGCAGACAAUUAUAUGAAGAUACAGUACACACCCGAGGAAUUGGAGAGGAACUUUGAUUUCAUAAUCGCAGAUUAUAAGUGGAAGAUGAAGAUGCAAGAUCUAACACCUGCACAACAAGUUGAACAAAUAGCUCUAUACUUGUUGAUAUGGGGUGAAUCAAAUCAAAUGAGAUUCUUACCAGAGUGUAUUUGUUUUAUUUACAAAUGUGCUUACGAUUACUACGUAUCACUUGAGUGCCAAUCUUCGAAUGAAAAGGUUCCAGAAGGCGAGUUUUUGGACAGCAUUGCAACGCCCAUAUACAGGUUUUUGAGGGGUCAAAUAUACAAGAUCUCAAGUGACGGUUCCAUGACUCGUCGGGAACGAGACCAUAAGGAUAUUAUAGGAUACGACGAUGUAAAUCAGUUAUUUUGGUAUCCAGAAGGGAUUGAACGUAUUAAAAUGAAGUCAACAGGGGAACGCUUGGUUGAUAUUCCAUUAUCUCUAAGGUACUUAUCAUUGAAAGAUGCUGACUGGGGGAAUGCAUUCUACAAGACUUAUCGAGAGACAAGAACCUGGCUCCAUUUAGCCACAAACUUCAAUAGAAUAUGGAUAAUUCACCUCUCGUCCUUCUGGUUCUUCACCUGUUUCAAUUCUCCAACUCUCUACACCCACAAUUACAUGCAGUUAUUGGAUAACCCACCCACAAAACAGAGCCAACUCUCACUGAUAGCGCUUGGAGGUACUCUUGUUUGCUUUAUUCAACUUCUCGCAACAAUUGCAGAAUGGCAUUUCGUUCCUCGAGAAUGGCCUGGAGCCCGACUGUUGUUUCCAAGAUUUUUGUGCUUGGUAUUGAUCACGGUUAUUAAUGUAUCACCAUCGGUGUUCAUAUUUGGAUAUUUCGACUUGGAAACACAUUCCAAUUUUGCCUACAUGUUAUCAAUUGUACAGUUGGUUAUCGCUAUAAUUACAGCCAUAUACUUCGCUUGGAGACCUCUUGGGUCACUUUUCACCUCUAAGACAUUCUCGGGCCAGAAUAGAAGCCAUGUUGCAUCUCAAACAUUCACUGCAGCGUUUUCGAAGCUUCAAGGUCGAAGUUAUUGGUUUUCAAUCUUUCUCUGGUCUUCUAUCUUUCUUGCCAAAUACAUCGAAUCUUACUUCUUCUUGACAUUAUCUCUAAAAGACCCAAUCAGAGUCUUAUCGAUAAUGGAGAUGACGCGCUGUGUUGGUGAUGUAUAUAUAGGAACGUUCUUAUGCAGGCAUCAGGCGCAUAUAACACUAGGGUUGGUAUAUCUGACCGACUUGAUAUUGUUCUUCCUCGACACAUACUUAUGGUACAUUGUCUGCAAUUGUAUAUUCUCCAUGAUGUUAUCAUUUGCGUUGGGAAUCUCCAUCUUGACUCCCUGGAGGAACGUCUACUCAAGGUUACCCAAAAGGAUAUACUCUAAAGUUAUUGCAAGUGCUGAUAUGGAGGUAAAAUACAAGCCAAAGAUCUUAAUCUCCCAGGUUUGGAAUGCAGUGAUAAUUUCAAUGUACAGAGAACACUUAUUACCUGUCGAGAUGGUACAUAAACUUCUUUAUCACCAGGUCCCCUCUGAAGUUGCGGGAAGGAAAACAUUGAAGUCACCAAGCUUUUUCAUUGCACAUGAUGAUUCGACAUACAAAUCAAGUGAGUUCUUCCCACCAAAUUCUGAAGCUCAAAGACGUAUAUCCUUCUUCGCACAGUCACUUUCAACUCCUAUACCAGAACCGAUAGCUGUGGAAUGUAUGCCUGUUUUUACUGUUUUGAUUCCUCACUACGGAGAGAAGAUUAUUCUUUCCCUCAAAGAGAUCAUUAAGGAGGCUAAUAUGAACACAAAGAUCACCCUAUUAGAGUAUUUGAAGAAGUUGUAUCCAACAGAAUGGGAGUGUUUUGUCGCUGAUACUAAACUGAUGGCAAAGGAUAAUGGACUCUUACCAGAUGCCAGAACCAAAUUUGACACGACCCGGAAAAAGUCAACACCGAUUCUUGAGAACGAGGAAAUUCCGAUGUCAUCAGAUGAUAAUAUGAGACGGACAAAGAUAGAUGACUUACCCCUUUACUGCCUUGGAUUCAAGGAUGAAUCUCCGGAAUACGUUUUGAGAACAAGAAUAUGGGCGUCCUUGAGAACUCAGACGUUAUACCGGACGGCUUCUGGGUUUGUUAACUAUGUUCGGGCAUUGAAACUUCUUUAUCGAAUUGAGAAUCCAGACAUGGUUCAAUUUUACAAGAAUGAUCAGCAGGCGUUAGAGGAUGACUUAGAGAUAAUGGCUCACAGAAAAUUCAAGAUGGUGAUUGCGAUGCAGAGAUUGGCCAGUUUCAAGGCCCAUGAAAGAGAAGAAACCGAUUUUCUUUUGAAAGCUUUCCCUGAAAUAAAAGUGGCCUAUCUUCUGAAAGAAAAGAACCCAAAUGAUCCUGAUGGAGAACAGGUCUUUUACUCCUGUCUUAUUGAUGGAUACUGUAAAUUGGAUGACGAUGGAAACAGGAUCCCCAUUUAUAAGGUACGUCUAUCAGGGAAUCCAAUUUUGGGCGAUGGAAAGUCGGAUAACCAAAACCAUGCCUUGAUAUUCUAUCGAGGCGAGUAUAUACAAGUCGUUGAUGCCAACCAAGAUAACUAUUUAGAAGAGUGUAUCAAGAUAAGAUCACUCUUAGCUGAGUUCGAAGAGUUGAAUUUGGACACGCCACUACCUUAUAUACCGGGUAUCAUCACGAAGAGGGCACCAGAUCCUGUGGCUAUAGUAGGUACACGGGAAUACAUAUUUUCGGAGAAUAUUGGUGUUCUUGGAGAUGUUGCAGCUGGAAAAGAGCAGACGUUUGGAACAUUGUUUGCAAGAACAUUGGCAGAAAUCGGGGGGAAAUUGCAUUAUGGACACCCAGACUUUCUCAAUGCAAUAUUUAUGACUACUCGUGGUGGUAUAUCCAAAGCCCAGAAAGGAUUACAUUUAAAUGAAGACAUAUACGCUGGAAUGAAUGCCUUAUUGCGAGGAGGAAGAAUCAAGCAUUGUGACUAUUACCAAUGUGGAAAAGGACGAGACUUGGGUUUUGGAUCCAUUUUGAACUUCACUACGAAGAUUGGAGCUGGGAUGGGAGAGCAAAUUUUAUCAAGGGAGUAUUAUUAUUUGGGAACUCAGUUACCACUUGACAGGUUCCUUUCCUUCUAUUAUGCACACCCUGGAUUCCAUAUCAAUAAUCUCUUCAUUGUUUUGUCAGUGCAGAUGUUCAUGAUUGUGUUGGUUAACAUAGGCGCUUUGAAACACGAAUCAAUCAUCUGCAAGUACGACAAAGAUGUUCCUUAUACAGACCUUCAGGAACCAUUGGGCUGCUACAUGCUUCAACCUGUGCUUAACUGGGUUACAAUUUUCAUCUUCUCCGUCUUCCUUGUAUUUUUUAUUGCUUUCACUCCUCUUCUCAUUCAAGAGAUGACAGAAAGAGGUCUUUGGCGAGCAUUUGCACGAUUCUUCCAUCACAUUAUCUCACUCUCACCACUUUUUGAGGUAUUUGUGUGUCAAAUUUAUGCGAAUUCGUUGUUGACCGAUGUAACUUUUGGUGGGGCUCGAUAUAUCAGUACAGGUCGUGGGUUUGCAAUGUCAAGAGUUCACUUUUUCUAUCUCUAUUCCAAGUUCACAUCAUCCUCAAUAUAUGCGGGAGCCAAAAUCUUUUUGAUGUUGCUAUUCGCAACGUUAACUAUAUGGCAACCGGCGUUGCUAUGGUUCUACAUUACAUUGGUAUCAAUGAUCCUUGCUCCGUUUAUUUUCAACCCUCACCAGUUCUCUUUUCAGGAUUUUUUUGUUGAUUAUAGGGACUUCAUUCAUUGGCUAUCCAGAGGUAACAAUAAUCAUCGUUCAAAUUCAUGGAUUUCAUUUGUCAAGCAUUCUCGUGCUCGCUACACUGGAUACAAGAAGCGCAUGAUUGGCGAUCCUUCUGAAAUUGGUGUGCAAGAAGUUAGAAAAUCACGUAUUUGGGAUACCUAUUUUACAGAAUUGAUUGUGCCCUUGUUGAAUGGGAUAUUCUUAUUUUUUGCAUACAGCUUCAUUAACUCACAGAAUGGAGUAAGGAAUGUCAAGCUGACUAAGGCAAUACUAAGGUUGGUAAUUUUGACUUUUCUUCCCAUCGUCAUAAAUGCAGUUAUUUUAGCUGUUGUAUUCGGAGUCUCUAUUUUGGCUGGGACUCUUUGUUUCUUUACUUCCCUAGCGUCAGUUUUUGCAUCAUUCACUCAUGCAUUGUCAGUUUUGAUCUAUGUUGGCCUAUUUGAGUUGGUCUGGUUUCUUGAAGGAUGGAACUUUGUGAGAUCUCUCUCUUGCCUUCUUUGUAUUAUUAGCUUUCAGGAAGUUGUGUUCGCAUUUUUAUCCACUCUUGUGCUUAGUAGAGAGUACAAACAUGAUAAAUUCAACCGCAUGUGGUGGUCUGGUCGUUGGAUCAGUAAGAAAGUUGGAUGGAGACUGAUAUUGGCUCCAUCGAGGGAAUAUAUUGUGAAGAUAAUGGAAAUGAGUCAGUUCGCAUUGGAUUUCAUAUUGGGGCACUCCAUUCUUUUUGUUCAGACACCGUUUGUUUUCAUACCUUUUAUUGAUAAGUUCCACACAAUGAUUUUAUUGUGGUUGCAACCUGAUAAACAACACAAGAGAUUUUUUACAAAGAGCAAAAAGAGACGUCGUCUUGUAAUCGUGGUGAAGUAUUUCAUUCUUUAUUUCCUAGUGAUUGGAAUGUUCAUGAUGCUGCUUCUUGUACCUUUGCUUACCGCUAAAUACAUUCCAGAGUUGUAUUUGUCAUUGGAAGACGGUCCUCUUAAUGGUCUAAUACAACCAAACAAUCAAUGGAAUGACGAUACUGGUGUGAAUGUUACAAGCACGAUUAUUACUACAACCGGUACUAUGCCUGUUUUCAAAACUCACCCUUGGUGA
Messenger RNA from Williopsis jadinii, 5421 nucleotides. RefSeq names its product putative 1,3-beta-D-glucan synthase (gene FKS3). Lineage: Eukaryota; Fungi; Ascomycota; Saccharomycetes; Phaffomycetales; Wickerhamomycetaceae. The transcript has 2 exons. Gene Ontology annotation, molecular function: 1,3-beta-D-glucan synthase activity. Bases 1 to 5421 code for a protein of 1806 amino acids. Gene Ontology annotation, biological process: fungal-type cell wall polysaccharide biosynthetic process; (1->3)-beta-D-glucan biosynthetic process. The record is from RefSeq and is a predicted model, not a curated record. Gene Ontology annotation, cellular component: 1,3-beta-D-glucan synthase complex; plasma membrane.